This is a messenger RNA of Tremella mesenterica DSM 1558, 591 nucleotides long. RefSeq lists its product as uncharacterized. The transcript is spliced from 6 exons. Bases 1 to 591 code for a protein of 196 amino acids. The record is from RefSeq and is a predicted model, not a curated record. Lineage: Eukaryota; Fungi; Basidiomycota; Tremellomycetes; Tremellales; Tremellaceae.
AUGUCGUAUAUCUCAAAAGGGGUAAAAGUCCUGAUCCGCAUACCCGCCAAGGGCCAAUGUGAAGUUGGAGUGGAGGGUUGCAAAGAUGGAAACUCGAGAAUUUGGGGAUAUGAGAGUGGGCAGGGAUGGAGGGGUUUGAUUAUGAGAGGAAGGAAAGCUUACACACUUGCUCCUCAAGUUUUUUCUCGUCCUUUGGUGACGCAGCGGGGCAAAAAGUACGAUGAUUUCAUGAUGGAUGAUCGGAUCACGUGCUCAGUCGUCAAAGGAAGGUCGGAACAAGAGCCGAUGUACCGUAACCAACGAAACAGAUUGUAUCUCGUCGGUACCGAACAAAGGUUAGAGGCUCCGAGACUUAUUGGAUCAUACAAUGGCCAAAUCAAGAGGAUGAUGAGGGUGAAAUGCAUAGAAAUGACGACAGAUGGUCUCUCGGUUUUGUUUUUAGUCGGAUUAUGGAUCGAUCGUCUGUCUCGGAGAUCGGGGAUCGGGAAAGAUGAAGCGCGUUAUCCCGAAAGACCGAAAAUCAGGAGAAGGAUUGAUAAAGGUCAAAGACCUAUGUACAGUAAAUUGGAUGAAUGGGGUAAUGGGGUAUGA